Molecule: messenger RNA, 216 nt
Organism: Alternaria burnsii
Lineage: Eukaryota; Fungi; Ascomycota; Dothideomycetes; Pleosporales; Pleosporaceae
Exons: 1
Coding region: 1-216 (71 amino acids)
Source: RefSeq, a predicted model, not a curated record
AUGGUAUCAGCACUUGGAAGCCAGGACGGUCGAUCAUGUCCUCACCCCAACCACCUGCGUUGUAUACUCCUCACUGUGGAUGGUGACGACGCAGCAGGAGCAGCCACCGCACGGCCACAGUUUGCAUCUCCUGCUCCUAAGAACGCAAAAGUGGAAAGACCCGCCAGAAGGCGCCUUCGUAGAAAGGGCAAGAAGAAGCAGAAGAAAGAGGAGUAG